AUGACCCUUACAAUCCUCAUAAUCACCUCACAUCCUCGCAAUCACCCCAACAAUCACCCCACACUCCGACAACCCACACUCCUCACAAUCCCCCCACACUCCUCACAAUCACCCCACACUCCACACAAUCACCCCACACCUCACAAUCCCCCACACUCCUCACAAUCACCCCACCUCACAAUCACCCCACUCUCCUCACAAUCACCCCACACUCCUCACAAUCACCACACUCACAAUCACCCCACACCUUACAAUCACCCAUACCCCUCACAAUCACCCCACACUCCCAAAUUUCCCCCACACUCCUCACAAUCCCUUCACAACCCACACAAUCACCCCACACUCCUCACAAUCCCCCACACUCCUCACAAUCACCCACACUCCUCACAAUCACCCCUACACUCCUCACAACCCCCCCACACUCCUCACAAUCACCCCCACAUCCUCACAACCCCACACUCCUCACAAUCCCCCACACUCCUCACAAUCCCCCACACUCCUCACAACCCCCACACUCCUCACAAUCACCUCAUUCCCCCCACACUCCACACAAUCACCUCACAAACAACCACUCCACCGAGACAAGAAAAAGGACCGUGUUUUUGA
Penaeus vannamei (Pacific white shrimp) is the source of this 606-nucleotide messenger RNA. The record is from RefSeq and is a predicted model, not a curated record. NCBI's taxonomy places the organism in Eukaryota, Metazoa, Arthropoda, Malacostraca, Decapoda, Penaeidae.